AGAGAAAACCACAAAAACGGAACGAAAACGAGCUGUGCUCAUCGACUCUCUUGGAUUUGAUGGAAGGAGAACAGUCCGGUGGUGGUGGUGGCAGCGGAGGUCCAGCUCCGUUCCUGCUAAAGACAUAUGACAUGGUCGAUGACUCGUCGACCGAUGAAAUCGUGUCUUGGAGCGCUAACAAAAACAGCUUCGUCGUGUGGAACCCUCUCGAGUUCGCUACUCGUCUUCUUCCCACCUAUUUCAAGCACAACAACUUCUCUAGCUUCAUCAGGCAACUCAACACCUAUGGAUUCCGGAAGAUUGACCCAGAGAAAUGGGAGUUUGCUAAUGAAGAUUUUGUGAAGGAUCAGAAGCAUCUUCUUAAGAGCAUUUACCGCAGGAAACCUAUUCAUAGCCAUAGUCAUCCUCAAGGCUCUGGAGGGGAUGCAGAAAGAGCGGUAAUGGAGGAAGAAAUUGAGAAGCUUUCACAAGAGAAGACUAUUCUUCGGGGUAAUCUUUGCAGAUUUAGACAGCAGCAAUCUGGGACAAUGGUUCAGUUGGAAGAUGUGGAGAGAAGGGUACAGGAUAUGGAGCAGAGACAGCUCAAGAUGAUGACCUUCUUAGAAAAGGCAGUGCAAAAUCCAACUUUCGUGGAACAUCUUGUUCGAAUGGCUGGAUCGUCUAUGGACUUCUCCGCAAUAAAUAAGAAAAGAAGAUUACCUAAUGUUGAUUGCUGUGAAGUAGUUCCAGAUAAUGCCCUUUUUGACAACCAUAACAGUAGUUCCAAACCUGAGAUUGGGCAUAUUUUCCACCAAGAUUUCUCUAAUAAGUUGAAGCUUGAACUGUUACCAGCUGUCUCAGAUAGUAGUAACUUGGUUUAUCCAAGUGUACAGAGCUCCAAUGAAGAUGAGAGGAGUCCACAGAGGAGAACAUCAGAAGGAGAACUAAGAGAUAUUCAUGUCAGAAUGGAAGGUCUUUCAUUUACUCCUGAAACAUUAGACCUUGCAGACACUGGGGCAUCUUUUGCACUGAAAAAGGAUGCAACUUUAUCAAGACAAGUGAGAGAAAAUGAUAACUCAAGGUUGCUUUGCUUGCAGCAUAGUUUGUCUUCUGCUGAAGAAGGUGAUGGUCCCAUCUCCAGCCAUUUGAAUCUAACACUUGCUUCUUGUGCAUUGCAAUUGGACAGUCAUCAUUAUUCAUCUAGAAUUUCCCAGUUAGGCCCUGAAAUCGGUACUUCCACCGAGUUGAGUUUUAGCACCAAUGGUAAAGACGCUGAUCUUAGAGUUGCUACAAAGAGCAGAAAUAUUAGUAAUGAUGAUACACCCAAGCCAUCUUCUUUUGAGGCCCCAUCUAAUAAUCAAGGGCCUUCAGCAACUGGAGGCCGGGUGAAUGAUGUAUUCUGGGAACAGUUCCUGACUUGAAAGGCCAGACUAUCAGAUACUGAGGAAGCAAGUUCGAGUUUUAGAGCAAACCCAAAUGAUGAUAAAGAAGAGAGAAUGUCUGGACAUGGCAAAUCAUGGCGAAAUAGAAAAGAUAAGGUGCAGCUCACUCUCUGAAUGCUCUUUUGUGUCGAAGUCCACUGACUGGCUUCAUGGAACUGCUUGUGGGAUCAUGCCAACAUGUAAGAUUUCACAUCUAACCUGCUAUCUAAUACUGGAAAUUAUGUUAUCGUUCAUCAUGUACAGUUUGACAUGCUUCCAUUUGUCAUUAUGUGAGUUGUUGUAGGGGAAAAAUUUUCAAAUUCCUGAACUAAAGCAGCAUCAGCACAUAUAAUAAACAAAUGACGAUUCAUUUGUGUUUCAGCUACUGUUUACAGAUAAUUAUGUUGUUGU
This is a messenger RNA of Telopea speciosissima, 1811 nucleotides long. RefSeq names its product heat stress transcription factor A-5-like. The record is from RefSeq and is a predicted model, not a curated record. The coding region runs from base 60 to 1400 and encodes 446 amino acids. Gene Ontology annotation, molecular function: RNA polymerase II cis-regulatory region sequence-specific DNA binding; DNA-binding transcription factor activity. Lineage: Eukaryota; Viridiplantae; Streptophyta; Magnoliopsida; Proteales; Proteaceae. Gene Ontology annotation, biological process: regulation of transcription by RNA polymerase II. Gene Ontology annotation, cellular component: nucleus. The transcript has 2 exons.